GUAGUACUCACAUACACACAGACAGCGAACACAGAGCUAAAAGCGCUCCUUUCAUUCCCGAUUGAAUCGCGCCCGACGUAGCAGCAUCGUAGUAGUCCAGGAAACAAGCCUUCAAUUGUUUCGGGCGCCUGGUCGAUCAACAGGUGACAUUUGUCGGUCUGUUCAUUCAUAAAACGUGUUUGUUGAGUGGCAUCACAAUGUUAUCGCGAGCGGUUGUUUCGUCUCCUGCGGUAUCGUCGGUCGAGUCGUCGUCGCAGGAUAAUUCAUCCGGGAGUCCGGUGGUGGUUCCUGAGGGAGCUGCAGGAGCACCGGUGGUGGUUAUAGGACAGCAGCAACAGUUGGACAAGAGCGAGAUAAACGACGCGGUGACCAAGGUGUUGCAAGGGUACGAUUGGACGCUGGUGCCUAUAGCUUCAAAAGCUGCUUCUGAUAAAAGGAAGUUGCACGUGAAGAGACCCAUGAAUGCUUUUAUGGUAUGGGCACAAGCAGCCAGAAGGAAACUAGCUGAUCAGUAUCCUCAACUACACAACGCAGAAUUAUCAAAGACACUUGGCAAAUUAUGGAGGGUACUCAGCGAAAACGACAAAAAACCAUUCAUCGAGGAAGCCGAACGACUUCGUGUGAUCCACAAGAGGGAACAUCCAGAUUAUAAGUACCAACCAAGACGCCGAAAACCAAGUAAAGCUUCCGAAUCCAGCCACCAGAUGUCCCACGGCCAAAGCACCUCUUUCUCCAGAUCGCUCAAACAAGAAGAUUCGCCUUGUAGCCCGAGAAGUCACAGCUCUACCAGUCCAUCAACUUGUUCAUCCCAACCAAACAGCCCCCAGAUAACUUCGCAUCAGCUACUGAAACCUUGCGAUCCUCAUGGUAUCGACAUCGAUAACUACCAUCGCAUAACAGAUUUGGUCGAUGGCGGUUAUGCCAUUUAUGGUAACGAUGAUGGUUUGGAUAGUAGUGAUCUGGACCAAUAUUUGCCCUCGGAAGUGCCUUACAAUUUUGCCGGAUAUCAUAAAAAUAAUUCUCAUGAAGAAGAGAGCAAUAACAACUACAAAUCUAAGAGACCUUGCGUGGAAAACGUUCUAGCUUCAUCGGAAGUGUUUGAGGAGCCAUAUUACAGUAGGUAUCAUGAACUUCAACCUACGUCAGUAAUAAAAAACGAGAGAUAUGAUCAUACGAAUGCUUCUGGUUCUUACACGCAUCAGUCUUGCAUUUCUGCUACACCGUAUUAUGCGGGGAACAGUCAGUAUGUAUCCACAUAUCCUUCUUAUCAGUAUAUGCAACAGAGACCAAAUUUCACUAGUAGUACUGCUGUUGGUAACUUCAGUAGUGUAGAAAGCAUGUCAAACAGCGAGCCUUGGACUGGACAUCACAACAUAUAGAAGUGACUUGAAUAGAAUAUUAUCCAAAGUAUCUCUUUUACCGAAAAUAUAAGUGGGGUAUUUGUAAAUAUAUACAGUGACUUUACCAAAUCUUUUUGCUGGAUACUUACAACAUGAUUCUUAUGAUGAAUAGAGCAAUAAGAAUUAAAAAAAUUACGAAAUAAUUUAAUAGCUUCUUAAAACUUCCGACGACAGAAUAAUAUCGCAGGAUAAUAAAUCAUUAUUUAUUACGUAUUCUGUGAUAAUAAUGUACGAUUGAAAAAAUCAUCGGCUUCAGAGAUGGCUUGGAAAUGAAUGCUGUUAUUUUGUAUGUAAAAUUAUAUGGAGAUUGUCAUCGAUCGUCAUUUCCACGCCAAAUGGAUGCCAAUUUUUCGAUCAUACGGUAUUAAUUGUUUGACAUUAUUAUUUAAGAAAAAAGUAGUAAUUUUGUGCCAUCUACAUACGGAGCGAUCAACAAUGAUUGAAAUAGAUGGCUACUCUUUUGGUUGGCAAAUUUAACAAAUUCGUAUAUUUAUCGGUUGUUUUUAAGUUACUUAACCUAUUGCGUCCAAUCUCUAAGCUUGUUUUGGACGUUGGGAUGAAAAUAAGCCAUGAUUAUGUAAGUAUUUCUUUUUCUUGUUGAACACUAUAGUUAUAUUGAAAAAUAGCAACAUAUGCCGAUAUCACGAAUAAUAUCCAGUCAUCUUGUACUCAAAAACACUUUUUUGGUGUAAUUUUGGGGGUGCUGAAUUCGAAUCUGAUGUUUACUAACAUAAUUUCAUGAUGGAACAAAAUGGAGAAAAAUGCAAAAAAGUCGAAAAAAAAACCUUUAAAAAAAGUUUUUUGUAUAUAACUUUA
Messenger RNA from Sitophilus oryzae (rice weevil), 2216 nucleotides. RefSeq names its product transcription factor Sox-8. Gene Ontology annotation, molecular function: DNA-binding transcription factor activity, RNA polymerase II-specific; RNA polymerase II cis-regulatory region sequence-specific DNA binding. NCBI's taxonomy places the organism in Eukaryota, Metazoa, Arthropoda, Insecta, Coleoptera, Curculionidae. The transcript has 3 exons. The record is from RefSeq and is a predicted model, not a curated record. Gene Ontology annotation, biological process: regulation of transcription by RNA polymerase II. Gene Ontology annotation, cellular component: nucleus. Bases 198 to 1379 code for a protein of 393 amino acids.